CGAAGCUCAUCCAGAGGGUACGUGUGAAUUCGCGACUUUCCCGCGACUCAUUGCACUAAGGUAACGUGUUCGGGAAGUGUCCCGACGCGGGCUGUGUGAAAUGAAGGCUCACGGGAAGGAAGCCAGCCGAGGAGGCGGGACUUGGGAUCCCGACUGCGGGAAGGUGUCGGGUCCGCGUCCGGGAGGAUUCUCUUGGUUUUUAGCUUCGCCUGAAGCCGGACCUGAGCACAGCGAAGAGCCGCGGAGCGUGAACUCCCCACGCACCUGCAGCAGGUCUGGCCUCUGUGAUCCAGUAUGAAGUCCGGGAGGAAGUGGAUCCUGGUGGUCCUGCUGGCCUGGGUCCUCCUCUUCAUGUCCCUGCUGUGUCAAAUCCUGGACCUCAGGUCAACAACAGUGCCUCGGUCCAGGUCCGCAGCAGAGUCUGGACUCACCUGGACCGAAACCCGCCGCCUAGCCUCUGUUGUUCAAGGAGGGUCUAGGACCCCCGGCUGGUCUCUGAGACCUGCUGGACUGUCAGAGGGGGACUGGAGAAGGAGGAGGAUUGACCUCAGGUCCAGGUCUAGGGACUACUACAGGAGGCGGUCUCUGGAGGUCCUGCACAGACUGUGGACUGGGAACCUGACUGUGGGGAUGCUGAGUCCUCGUCUCCAGAAGGCCCUGAAGGUCCAGUUGAGCUCCAACAAACACCAGGUGGUGUACAGGGGACCGAAGGGGGUCCGUAGAUCUGGUCUGCAGCUGUACUGUGAUCUGAAGCGGAAGACCAGGAUCCGGACUCUGGAUGGGACCGAGGAGCCAUUCUUCGGUUUGGGCUGGGACCGGCUGGUGCCUUCACUGACCCUGCCGGAGCUGCGGAGAUCUCAGUACCAGAGCUGUGCUGUGGUGACUUCAGCUGGAGCGGUCCUGAACUCAUCACUAGGGACGGAGAUUGAUUCCCAUGAUGCAGUCCUUCGGUUCAACGCCGCCCCGACCAAAGGCUUUGAGAGGGACGUGGGCAACAAGACCACCAUCCGCAUCAUCAACUCUCAGAUUGUGGCUCGGCCCAAACAUCGGUUCAGCAGCAGCCCGCUGUAUCGGGACGUCACUCUGGUGGUUUGGGAUCCGGCUCCGUACUCCGCCAACCUCACCGAGUGGUUCGAGAAGCCGGACUUCGAUCUGUUCUCGGCGUAUGUGGAACAGCGUCGCCUCCGACCCGAGCAGCCGUUCUACAUCCUGCACCCAAAGUUCAUCUGGACUCUGUGGGACCUGAUCCAGGACAACACCGAGGACCAGAUCCAACCAAACCCCCCGUCAUCUGGGUUCAUAGGUAUCCUGCUGAUGAUGUCGCUGUGUCGUGAGGUCAGCGUGUACGAGUUCAUCCCGUCCGUACGUCGGACCGAUCUGUGUCAUUACCACGAGCGUUACUUCGACGCCGCCUGCACCUUAGGAGCCUACCACCCUCUGCUGUACGAGAAACUCCUGAUCCAGAGGAUCAACGAGGGAAACGAAGACGAGCUGAGGAGGAAGGGCAAGGUCACCCUGAGGGGGUUCAGCUCUGUCGACUGUGGGACGUGAUCUGGGUCUGACAGACCCACGCGUGUCUGGCGUUGACUGGUUUUAAUGGUUUUUCUCUCAGAUGCAGUAAAGCUGCCUCUCGCUGCCUUCAGGAGCGGCUUGGAGAUUUAAUCUCCCACACCAAGAUAAACGCGAGUCCGGUUUCCAUCCACCGCUGGUGCAGCUAAAUGCUGUUAAACAGAAUGUUACUGACCAACUAUUUUGAUAAUCAAUUAAUCAAGUGGAUAUUUUAAGUAAAAAAAACUUGGGUCAUAUUUUUGAUACAGACUCUUAACUCUGACAUAGCUCUAAGAUUUGGAGAAGUCAGUUUGAAACAGAUUGACGUUUUAAAGAAAAUCCCAUAAAUCUGACUGUGUCUCAGUGACCCUCAUGAUUUAAAUGGUCAUUUUCAUCAGAAUUUAGACUUUUGAGAAAUGUCAUAGUUUAGACAUAAUAAAGCUCACAAUGCUGACGUCA
Molecule: messenger RNA, 2007 nt
Organism: Xiphias gladius (swordfish)
Lineage: Eukaryota; Metazoa; Chordata; Actinopteri; Istiophoriformes; Xiphiidae
Product: beta-galactoside alpha-2,6-sialyltransferase 2-like
Exons: 6
Coding region: 295-1551 (418 amino acids)
Molecular function (GO): sialyltransferase activity
Source: RefSeq, a predicted model, not a curated record